AUGAGCCAAAAGACAUUACCGGACUACUUUCGACCGGUCAAUGUGCGACAACGGCCUAUUUCCGGAGCCGAUAGGAGAGCAAUACUGAGAGCAACCGCGGAAGAGACUCAAGCCCUUCUCCCUGGCAUUUUAAGUACGGUGCCCCGGGCACCUCCGACAGCACAGUACUGUCCCCGCAUCAAAUAUGCUACUUUGAACCCAAGGUUCAGCCCAAAGCUAUCAACCCAUGUCGAAGUCAUAUUUGGAGAUACGCUCGACAUCGCCAUUAGGGUUAACAGCUCAUCCAGGCAAUUCCGGCAGACUGACACACGGAAUGUGUGCGUUCUGAAUAUGGCCAAUGAAAGGAAUCCAGGCGGCGGUUGGCGUAAUGGAGCUAUGGCUCAGGAGGAGGCUCUUUGUUAUCGAAGCAGCCUCAGCUCCACCCUUAAACACCGAUACUAUCCGAUAGGAGAACGAGAUGCCAUCUAUUCUCCAUCCGUCGUUAUCUUCCGUGAAAGUUUCACACGAGGUCAUGGGCUGAUGGACCUGCAGAAGCCUGAGAAUCUCCCUAUUGUGAGCGUUAUCAGCGUUGCUGCCCUGGAAGGACCAGAGGUGGACUAUACGGCGACUCCACCGACUUUUAAGUUUCGUUCUGAUCGAGAACUGACCAAAGACAAGAUGCGAUCUAUCCUCCGCAUUGCAGGGUAUAAGAAGCAUCGGAGAAUUGUUUUAGGAGCUCUAGGUUGUGGUGCAUUUGCGAACCCAAAUGUUGACGUUGCGCAAUGUUGGUCCGAGGUCCUGCGGGAAACUGAAUUUCAGGGAUGGUGGGAGAAGAUUGUAUUUGCGGUUUUAGAUGACAUGUCCAAAGUUGCCCAGGGUGACAGCAAUUUUGAUGUCUUCCGGGAAAGGCUGCACGGACUGAAGGUAUGA
Molecule: messenger RNA, 909 nt
Organism: Aspergillus niger
Lineage: Eukaryota; Fungi; Ascomycota; Eurotiomycetes; Eurotiales; Aspergillaceae
Exons: 1
Coding region: 1-909 (302 amino acids)
Source: RefSeq, a predicted model, not a curated record